AUGGGCUCCCGACAUGAGACAAAUUCAAGCGCUGUGCGCAAAAGGAUUGAAAAUCAUGACUUCAGCAAUGAGGCAGGAGAAGAGUAUGAAGCCUCCAGCUUUGGCGGGUUUGGGGACUACAUGCGGCGGAAAAAAAUGAAGCUGCAGAACCUCGACGCUGAAAUCAGAGCCUCAGCUGGUGACUGCCCUCCGAUAUUCCGUGGCGUGGUUGCCCAUGUGAAUGGAUAUACCCAGCCUUCACUUCAAGAUCUUCAUCGCCUGAUUGUGAGCCACGGGGGUGGCUUUCUCCAAUAUCUGGAUGGCAAGACUGUGGCAACACAUGUCAUUGCCAGUGCUCUCACGCCCAAGAAAUGUGAAGAGUUCCGUCGAUAUCGCAUAGUGAAACCAGCAUGGGUGACCGACAGUAUAAAGACAGGACGCCUCCUUCCAUGGGACGAAUAUAGAGUUGUAGAUGAAGGCCAAGCACAAAAGGUGCUCAAAUUUGGCGAUGGCCGGUUCAUAAGCCAGACAAAUAGCCCCCGAACUGGCUACAAGGAGCAAACAAGGACCAGUUGGUAUAACUCCCAACUGAGAGCCGGGAGCUUAGGUGGCCAAGAGGACCUUGGAUCAUCAUCGAAACCGGCGACACCAUCUGCAGCACCACAAUCAGCACAAAAACCAACACCAACCUUGCCCAGCCAGCCAUCCCAAUCAGACUACGGCGACUUCCCUAGCUUCACCACGGAAGGCGAAGCAGGAGAACAGACACUCACUCAACCUCAACAUCAUACACCCGUCAGUGACCGACUUGUACAAACUCCGAGGCAAGCCCCAAGUUUAAAGGAGGACACUGCACCAGAGCCAUCAUCUGUUGUCAUAGAGGAACCCUCACUUUUUCAGCCAAGUCCUAACAAACCCGACCUCACAUCUGAAGAAUACAAUGCCCAGCUUCUUUCUGACCCACGAAUGCAAAAGUCCAGUGUCAGCAAUCCCGAUUUUCUGCAGCAGUAUUACAGAGAGUCCCGUCUACAUCAUCUUUCGACCUGGAAAGCAGAAUUGAAGACUCAGCUCCAAGCAGCAACGAAAGAAAAGUCGCUGUCUCAAACAUCAAAAAAUAAGUCACCACCAGGUGCACGGAGAUACAUCUUGCAUGUUGACUUCGACUCUUUUUUCGCAGCUGUAUCCCUUCUCAAGCACCCUGAACUGCAAGAUAAGCCGGUUGCCAUUGCUCAUGGCUCUGGAUCUGGCUCUGAGAUUGCCAGUUGCAACUACCCUGCACGUGCGAAAGGCGUUAGAAAUGGAACGUGGAUGAAGGGUGCUUUACAAGCGUGUCCCGAUCUGAAAGUCCUCCCUUACGAUUUUCCUGCCUACGAAGAUGCCAGCCGCAAGUUCUACAGCUCAAUACUUGCUAUUGAUGGGAUCGUGCAAAGUGUCAGCAUUGAUGAGGCAUUGAUCGAUGUCAGCAAAUCAUGUAUAGACGCCGGUGGUUCAGAUGGCAAUGCUAUUUCAGAGGGGUCCGUUGAUCGUGAACAGGCCAAAGCAGAGGAACUAGCUCGAGAUCUACGGGAUUCCAUAAAAGAGAAGACCGGAUGUGCAGUCUCAGUUGGCAUUGGUAGCAAUAUUCUGCUUGCAAAAGUCGCACUCAGAAAGGCCAAGCCUGCCGGCCAAUUCCAAUUGAAGCCUGAAGCUGUCCUGGACUUUAUUGGAAACCUCACAGUCCAAGACCUCCCAGGAUUUGGAUAUAACAUGGGAACCAAGAUGGAAGGACUUGGAGUAAAAUAUGUGAAAGACAUCAGGGAUCUCACCAAAGAGAAAUUGAUCUCUGGAUUGGGUCCCAAAAUUGGCAUCAAAUUGUGGGAAUACUCCCGUGGAAUUGAUCGAGCAGAAGUUGGCGACCAAGUUGUAAGGAAAUCGGUCUCGGCUGAGGUCAACUGGGGCAUCCGAUUUAUCAACCAGGAACAGGCAGAUGACUUCGUGAAAUCUUUGUGCGAGGAAUUGAAUCGCAGACUGAUGGAAAACCUUGUAAAGGGCAAGCAGCUCACACUCAAGGUUAUGCGACGAGCGAUGGAUGCACCGCUGGAGCCAGUCAAGCAUUUAGGACACGGGAAGUGUGAUACCUUUAACAAAAGCGUUACCCUUGGCGUUGCGACAAAUGCACCAGACAUCAUUGGCAAGGAAGCCAUCUCAAUGCUGAGAAGCUUCAAGUUCUCACCUGGAGAUUUGAGAGGGCUUGGGGUACAAAUGACCAGACUUGAACCGGUCAAGACAGGCUCCUCCGGCCUGGACAGUAGCCAACGACAGCUCAACUUUUUCAAAUCACCACCGCGAAAGAAGAUUAUGGCAGACAUAGAUCCCGAUGAACUUGAAAGUCCAAGUAAAGAGGAUUCUGUUCGCAUUCAAGCAGACCCAGUACUCAGCGAUAGUGCCCACAAGCCUCUCAAUGUUUCGGGGUCUCAGUUCAUCAUGCCAACUCAAGCAGACCCCAAAGUCGUCUCGGAGCUGCCAGCGGAUAUCAGGUCAAGGCUUGUUGCCCAAGCAAAACCUCGACAAGACACCCGCUCUGGGUCUCCUUGUCCGCCCCCACGUGGAAUCCGACAAUUUGUGCCGACAAAACUUCCUCCCCAGUCUCAACUUGACCCUGAUACCCUAGCAGCAUUGCCCGAUGAUGUUCGUAACGAAGUCUUGGGAUACUACAACAACUCAUCGGGUGCCGGCGACCCUCCAACACCAGCGGCAGCCCCUGCAGCCCCUGUCCAACAGCCACCGCCCGCUCCCUCUCUUAAGCUGAAAAGACCAUUUUCACCACCCAAGAAGAGACGUGGCCGUCCACCAAAGAGCGCAUCACUUGGAAACAAGGCUAAGCCUCUCACUCAGUCGAGCUUUGCCCUCCCACCAGCAGCUGUAUCUGCUGAGAUCGAGGAAGAUAGUUCAUCAAGACAGGCACCACUUAGUGCCGAAGAACCAAUAGAGGCUUCUGCUGAGUUUCUUGCGGCUUUACCUGAGGAUAUUCGACAAGAAGUGAUAGCGGAACAAAAACGUACCCGCAUGUUACAACGCCCACGACCGCUUACACCUCUACAAAGACCCCCAUCCCAGGGCCAAGGACAAAUUGCCUCUGCUGCACAAGUCCCAGUAGAGAAACGCCUCUCCCUCCCUCCGCUCCCCAGACGACCUGUAUUUACAUCGCAGCGCCUCUCGAAAUUGCCAGAUCUCAGAGAUGCCGUCGGCUCAUGGCAUGAGGCAUUCGCAACAAGUGGCCCAUACAACGAAGACGUCACAUCAUUAUGUACAUAUCUCAGCAGCGUGACUCUGAAAGAGAAAGACCUGAACAAAGCUGUCUCAGUGGUUCGCUGGCUAAUGUGGCUAGUCGUUGAGCACUCGCGAGAGCAGAGACUAGAAGAGCCGCACGGGUCCCGACCUGAAGGAACUGUCACCUGGGACCAGGCUAUCUUGACGAUGCAAAACAGCGUUCAAGGUGCCUUAGAAGAGAGAGGAGUACCUCCUGUGGACUUUGAGUAG
This is a messenger RNA of Penicillium nucicola, 3498 nucleotides long. Its product is annotated as putative DNA damage repair protein Mus42. Gene Ontology annotation, biological process: error-free translesion synthesis; error-prone translesion synthesis. Gene Ontology annotation, molecular function: DNA-directed DNA polymerase activity; damaged DNA binding; deoxycytidyl transferase activity. The transcript is spliced from 2 exons. The record is from RefSeq and is a predicted model, not a curated record. Gene Ontology annotation, cellular component: nucleus. NCBI's taxonomy places the organism in Eukaryota, Fungi, Ascomycota, Eurotiomycetes, Eurotiales, Aspergillaceae. Bases 1 to 3498 code for a protein of 1165 amino acids.